AUGGCCUCAAGUCUUGAUCAGACCUCAGCUUUUCACCCGAAAACGCACGAUGGGCUCGAGUUCUGGCAGUUCAUGGUUGCAGGCUCGAUAGCCGGUUCGAUCGAGCACAUGGCUAUGUUUCCAGUCGACACCCUCAAAACCAGAGUGCAAGCCAUUAGCCCUUCACCCAAAACCCCAUUGCUAAACCUCAGGCAGUCCCUCAGCUCCAUAAUGAAACUCCAAGGGCUGUCGGGCUUGUACCGCGGCAUCACAGCAAUGGGCCUUGGCGCUGGCCCGGCCCAUGCGAUUUACUUCUCUGUGUACGAAUCCUCCAAGAAAUUCUUAUCGUCCUUCGGAAGCCCGAAUAAUAAUAAUGUUGUGGCCCAUGCGGCUUCGGGCGUGUUUGCUACUGUCUCGAGCGAUGCUUUUUACACUCCGAUGGAUGUGGUUAAGCAGAGGCUGCAGUUGGAGGGAAGCCCGUAUAGAGGAGUGUGUGAUUGCGUGAGGAGGGUAUUUACGGAAGAAGGAAUUAACGGGUUUUACGCGAGCUAUAGGACGACGGUUUUUAUGAAUGCGCCUUUCACGGCCGUGCAUUUCGCGACUUACGAGGCGGCCAAGAGAGGGCUGAGCAGCAGCAGCUCGGAGGAGAGUUUGUUUGUGCACGCGACAGCUGGCGCGGCAGCUGGCGGGCUGGCCGCGGCUGUGACCACUCCACUUGAUGUUGUUAAGACUCAGCUGCAGUGCCAGGUGAGGUGUAAAAUGGAUCCAAAAAAAAAAAAGCUUUGCUUUAGAAACGGGUACCCGUCAAGAAGUGGUCUUUUAUCCGUGCGAAAAGGUCAUUUCUUGAUGGGAGUUCAAGGAAAUGAUCAAGUCGAGGGUGUUUGCGGAUGUGAUCGCUUUUCAAGUAGCUCGAUUAUGGAUAUGAUACGGACGAUCAAGAAAAAGGAUGGGUACGGUGGACUGAUGCGUGGAUGGAUUCCUCGAAUGUUGUUUCAUGCUCCAGCUGCUGCUAUCUGCUGGUCUACCUAUGAAGGAGUCAAGAGUUUUUUCCAGGCUAGGACUUGA
Molecule: messenger RNA, 1044 nt
Organism: Striga asiatica
Lineage: Eukaryota; Viridiplantae; Streptophyta; Magnoliopsida; Lamiales; Orobanchaceae
Source: the annotation of a GenBank genome assembly